Penicillium atrosanguineum is the source of this 1017-nucleotide messenger RNA. RefSeq names its product thioesterase family protein. The record is from RefSeq and is a predicted model, not a curated record. The transcript has 2 exons. Bases 1 to 1017 code for a protein of 338 amino acids. Lineage: Eukaryota; Fungi; Ascomycota; Eurotiomycetes; Eurotiales; Aspergillaceae.
AUGGCAGUCCUUAACCAGUCCUUUGAGGAGGCUAUCCGGGUCACCCCUCAAGGCAACAACAAGUACAGCGCAAACCUGCGCAAUGAAUGGUGCAUUGGAACCGUCCCCCAUGGCGGCUACACAACAGCAGUCCUCUACAACCUCGCCCUAACACACUUCGCGCACGCGCAUCCAAAACAAUAUGACACCCCAGCCUCUCCAAUCUCACUCCAACUUUCCUUCCUCCGGCGCACAGCCGCCGGCCCCGCAACAUUGGAAGUAGAAGACGUGAAGAUCGGCCUGCGAACAAGCACAAUCCACAUAAAACUUCUCCAAGCCUCCGAGAAGCACGGCAAGCCCGAAGUCAAAGUCGCCGGCUACAUCACCGUCAGUCCUCCAUCCGCCGAAGUAGGUAUCAGCGCACCGACGGGGUAUAAACUCCUCCCUAGCCCGCCGCCAGGUUCCAAAGCGGACGGCAAGAUCGAUUUUCCUGCACUAUCACGCACAGGCCGCGACGGCGCAUGGAGCAAACUCGAGCCCCCAUUUCCCGAGUUCCGGCGCGCAGCUGCCCAGCUGGAACUAUAUGGCCCUGGGAAAAGUGACACACAACAAAAGCGUACCCGGUCAAUGGCCAUCGAUCAAUGGGCGCGAUUCAUUCCCGGUGGAGAUAUGAACGGGCGCUGGACCGACGCUGCGGUAGUCUACCUGACUGACAUGUUCCCCAUGGCCCUUGACGGAUUCGAUAAUGUGUCUGCGACUGCAGCGGCCAAGGCAGAGGGGAAAGAAGCGCCGGAUUUCAAGGCGAAGUUCUGGUAUCCGACUGUUACGCUGAAUAUUGAUAUGAAGAAGCACCUGCCGAAAGAGGGAGUGGAGUGGCUGUAUAGUCGCAUUGUGACGAAGGUUGUCAGAGAUGGGAGGACUGAUUUGGAAGUUACAAUUCUUGAUCAAGAUGGGGAGGUCAUUGCGCUUAGUACGCAGGUUGGGUUGGUUGUUAGUGCGGCGAGAAAUGUAGGGACGAGGAAGUUUGUGAAGUUGUAG